Messenger RNA from Scatophagus argus, 3755 nucleotides. RefSeq names its product RNA binding motif, single stranded interacting protein 1a (gene rbms1a). The transcript is spliced from 14 exons. Lineage: Eukaryota; Metazoa; Chordata; Actinopteri; Scatophagidae. Bases 517 to 1632 code for a protein of 371 amino acids. The record is from RefSeq and is a predicted model, not a curated record. Gene Ontology annotation, molecular function: mRNA binding. Gene Ontology annotation, cellular component: ribonucleoprotein complex; cytosol.
GCGGGCGAAAACAACAUGAAAGGCGACGUGUGUCCGUCCCAACUGAUUGUGCGCGUACAAAUCAAACCUAAAUGCGUUUUGUGAGAGAUUAUAAAGUGCGCCACAGUCACCAGACGUCUCGACGUGCCUCUGCCGCAAAAAACAAGCCGCUGCUGUGAGUUUUUAUGAGGCCACCGUGCAGUUUAUCUGAUGUCAAACACCCUGCAGAGGCGGAGAUGGUUUGGUCUGUAGUAGGUGGGACUGCCGAGCGGUCUGCAGCAGGACGUCGUAGAUCAAUGAACCGGACCGGAGGGUUGGUCCAUCGCCUGGUGUGCAUCUGACUGUAUAGAUGUGUCAGUAUACCUAUGCAGGGCCGGAGCUUUAUUACUGUUAACCUGCCCGUUCAGUAUGCGGAUGUUUUAAACCGACUGGUUAUUUUAUAGGCUUCUACCACCGAUUGGAUUCCGUCUGUAGUGGCUCAUCGUUGCGAUCUGUGUCUGGGAAAUAAUAAUAAUAAAAAAAAUAAUAACCUCAAGGAUGAUCUUUGCAAACCCAGGCAACCCCCUGAAGACAGCCAAUCGUAAGCAGUCUUACCCCAUGACUCCAUCCAGUCCCAGCAGCAGCAGCAACAGCAGCAGCACAGGCCUGGAGCAGCUCAGCAAAACCAACCUGUACAUCCGCGGACUGCCUCCUGCUACUACAGACCUGGACUUGGUCAAACUCUGUCAUCAGUAUGGCAAGAUUCAGUCAGCGAAGGCAAUCUUGGACAAGACAACCAACAAAUGUAAAGGUUACGGCUUUGUGGAUUUUGACAGCCCGGCGGCUGCUUUAAAGGCAGUACAUGCUCUGAAGACCAGCGGCAUACAGGCCCAGAUGGCCAAGCAACAGGAGCAGGACCCCACAAAUCUGUACAUUUCCAACUUGCCUCUCUCCGUGGAUGAGAAGGAGCUGGAGAACAUGCUGCAGCCGUUCGGCCAGGUCGUCUCCACACGGAUCCUCCGAGACUACAGCGGCAACAGCCGAGGCGUGGGCUUCGCCAGGAUGGACACCACAGAGCAGUGUAACGCCGUCAUCUCCCACUUUAACGGAAAGUUUAUCAAGAUGGCUUCUGGAGCUCUGGCUCCGUCUCAGCCGUUGUUGUGUAAGUUUGCAGACAGUCAAAGGAAGAAACAUGCACAUAGUGGAUUUAUUCCCAACGGACAGACGGGAGAUCUCAGACUAGGUGCAAUGACUCUUACCUAUGACCCCUCCUCAGCAGCUCUACAGAAUGGGUACUAUCCUUCUCCUUAUCCAGUGGCCAACCGGAUAAUGACUGUGCAGCCUGCGAUGACUCCCUACAUGUCUCCAGUCUCUGCUUACCAGGUACAGAGUCAUUCUUGGGUGGCACAUCAGCCAUAUGUCAUGCAACACCCGGCUGCUGUGAUGUCUCCCUCUGUGGAUCCCUCCAUGUCACUGCACCCGUCAGCCAUGAUUACGCAGCAGAUGGGUCAGCUGUCACUGGGAAACACUGGAGCGUAUAUUUCAGCCAACCCUGGUGUCCAGGGAGCUUACAUGCCUCAAUAUCCCCCCCUGCAGGCAGCACCUGAAAAUGGCACGCCGCAGCAAGUGGAUUCUUCCAACAACUCGUCUCCUUACAGUCAGCUCAGCAAGUAAUCACAGGGUAGAUCACCGCUCUGUGAGCCGGACGGCUGGUGGGAGCUCGCUGAUGACAUCACAGUGAUGACGGUCACCGCCUUCUCCAAUUGGACCAGAUACAUGAACUUUUUUGCACAGCUUCCGGUGUUUGUGGUGGAAAAUGAGGACAGUGUAAACGGACCCAAGCAGUCGGCUAGUCACAGAAAGAAAAAAAAAAAAAACAACAAGAUUUAUUUUGAUAAUAAACCACAUGCUGUCCUUUUUCUCUUUUUUCAAGGAUUCUCAAACAAACGCCAGAGGACCCACCCCACCCCACCUCCCCCCUUAGUAUGAUGUGAUAUUAAAAUGCAUGAGAUUGAGAUACCCCACGCCACCUUCAAGGUUUCUAUGAUUUUAUAUUUCCUUUAUUUGUGAUAUAUGAAAAACCUUGCAAAACCUUGUUUGCACUGAAGUUUAAAGUUUCAGGAUAGCUUCAUUUUGGUUUUCAAAGUUGCCACAAAAAAGCUUACAAAAUCACUUACUGUUCAACUGCACUUGAUAGCUGAUACAGGUGACCAUUUCAUUAGGAAAUUAACAAAUUUGCUAUUGGACAAAAAAAGGUGCCUUCCUUACGCCACAUCAAACAUUCUCCAACAUUUUUUCAUUGAACUUGGUCAGGUGUCCAUGCUGUUGACUUGAUCACACGUGUGUGAAAUCAUGAGAGUGUUUCAUCGAGUGCUUCGCUAUCUAGUCUUCUGGUAGCAAUAAAAACAAUGAGAGUCCCUCGGCAAUACUGAGAAAAAAGAAUGGUGACAAACUCAGAGCAAGGUAAUUCCUUAUUUUCUCUCUUUCCUUAAUUUUUUUUUUUUUUAAAAAAACAAAACUUCCAAACGUGACAUGAAAAAAGAUACAUACUUUUAUGAAAUUACAGGUUUUACACCCAGAGGACAUCUUUUACGAGGUUUUUUUUUUUGUUUUGUUUUUUUGGGUUUUUUAUUUCCUCUUGUGGUCAGUUUGACCAGUGAUCUACCUCAUGGUUCUGCUGGAUUCUGCUGGUUUUGUGGGGUUUGCAGGUAAAGCCCCCUUUUCACCGGAGUGGAUGAAGCAGGACAAAAGCCACGCUCAGGAGCUGGCUAAAUAGGACUUCUGCCAUUUGUCUCCCACAUGCAGCGUUUCUCUCCCCAACCUGCAAAGAAUCAUUGUGCUUUGCUUCUCCUUUAUUUGUCAUUGCUUCUGUUCUGGUGUUUCUUUUUCUCAUCAUUAUUGUGAUGAGUGUUGUUCAGUUGUGAGCCUCCAUUUUAUGGACUCAGAGAUAACUAGCUUCUCCUUGAAAUAGCUGCUUUACGAUGUGUUUGAUAGAAGUGAAUGCUGGCUACAUGCAUUUACUCUGAGAAUUUUUCUGUCUUUGCCAUUCUAGACUGAUCUUAGAUGAUUCACCACGUACCUUUACUCAUUUUCCUUUAAAAGAAAAAAGACUAAAUGUCACUAUCUCGGGUACACUGCUACUGUAAAGCUCUCUGAAAUCAGUGCUAAGAUCUGACCACAUUUUGGUCAUUUUGGUUGUACAGCAGAGUAAUAGAAUACAUGCUAAACAAUUUGGAUGAGUGGAAAAGUGAGGAAGUCUUGCCUCAUGCAAAAUAAUUGCAACAAUCAUGUAUGGGGAAAAAAAACCCAUAAGAGGUGGAUGGAAGCUGAAAUCACACGAGUGACUACCGGUAUGUGUUUCAAAGAUUUGUAAAUUAUAUACAUUCAGGGCCAAAAGUGAAAAAUAAGUGAUUUUUAUUGUUUGCUUUGCUUUUUUUUUUCUUUAAACUGAUGACUUCUGAUGUAAGAACUCUGCACUACUACAAGAAAAAAUGGUCAAAGCUGUAUGAUCGUGGUGCUUUUUCCCCGAUCAAUAGUACUGUCGCAGUAAAUGCUCUUUAUCAGAAAAUACAAGCAGUAACUAAGCUUUUACUGAGUGUACUUUUCUAUUCCGAACAUCUGCUGCUGGAAAAAAAAAGCAAAAAUGCAAAAAAAAAAAAAAAAAAAAAAAAGUCUUGUACAUGUUAUCCUCAUUGCUUCCCCUGUCACCUUCAGCUGACUCUCAAUCAAACUUCUCCUUGCUCCCUCCUUUGAAAACAUUGGAAUAAAAACAGCGCUGAAUAAAAUGCUCUUUCUCA